Messenger RNA from Xyrauchen texanus (razorback sucker), 2697 nucleotides. Its product is annotated as EF-hand calcium-binding domain-containing protein 4B-like. The transcript is spliced from 17 exons. Gene Ontology annotation, molecular function: calcium ion binding; GTP binding; GTPase activity. The record is from RefSeq and is a predicted model, not a curated record. Bases 326 to 2653 code for a protein of 775 amino acids. Lineage: Eukaryota; Metazoa; Chordata; Actinopteri; Cypriniformes; Catostomidae.
UCAGCAUUUAGACUCGCUACUCGAGUUCUCACAGCACCACCACAAAAUGUCAGUCCGUUACUGAAUUUAAAUGAAAAGUUUUUAAAGAACCUUUGUUUACGUAAGAACAUUAUCGAAGGAAGUGUGAUUACUUGUUGUCAGGACCCACAGCAAGAAUGUAGGUCAAGACAACAAUUAAUUAUGCAUCCUGAAAUAAUCAGGAUAAUUAUUGGUAUUGGAUCUAGCUUUGGAUUCUCUCCCAUUCGUACUGUCACGCCUCUUGCCUGCAUUGCGUCCUGACCCCGUUGGUCAAGGUAAGCUGUGCUGUGUGGACAAAGUUGGAACCAUGUCAGAGUUUGGACACGUUAGAGCCACACGGGUCAUCAGCAGUGGCUCAGACAAAGAUGAGCGCCAGCGGCAGCCACAGCCAAGGGAAAGUCUGGAGAAGAAGGAAUCAGGCUGGGGACAGACUGCUAUGCUGGACAAUACAGAGGAGUUUUUCCAGAUCUGUGACAGUGAGGGAAAGGGCUUCAUCACACGCACUGAUAUGAGGAGGCUACACAAAAAAUUGCCGCUCUCUGCUGAAGAACUGGAGAAUGUUUUAGAUUCACUAGACCUUGACAGAAAUGGCUACCUCACCCUGGGAGAGUUCUCCUCUGGAUUCAGUGACUUUCUUUAUGGACGGAGGCUUUCCAAAACUGAGGAUCUAAUGGCUGCAGCCUCUCAGAAGAUUCCAGAAGCUCUGCAACAGAACCCAUGUGAUGAACGGCUUUCAGGGAACGAGGACAAGGACGAGGAAGAGAGGCAUUUCAGCAUGUUGAUGGAGAGCUUGGGUGCUAGCAUUGUCUUUGAAGACCCGAAUGAGAUCCGUAGUCUUUGGGCUCAGCUGAGAAAAGAUGAGCCUCACCUCUUGUCCAACUUUGAGGAGUUUUUGGCCCGUGUCACAAAUCAAAUCCAAGAGGCACAACAGGAGAGAAAGGAGAUGGAGAGCGCCCUCAGGAGGAAAGCAGCCACACAUGACAGUGAAAUUCGCAGACUAUAUGAGGAAAUGGAACAACAAAUCAUUAAUGAAAAAGAUAGAGCAUUUCUGAAGAACUCUGAAAAUCUGCAGCUGCGCAGUCAAGACCUUCAGAAGCAGCUCCACAGUAAAGAACAGGAUUUGGAGCAGCUUUUCCAGAAACAGAGGAGGUUGGAGCGACAGUGUUGUGAGCUUCAUAGUGAACACCAGGAGAGUCAGUUGGAGAACAUUAAACUAAAAAUGACCAAUGAGGAGCUGUCUCGUGAACUUGAGCACACAUGCCAAGAGCUGGUUUUGGCUCAGGAGCAGCUGGGUAUUCUACAAGAGCAAGCUUCUCGACUACAGCAGGAGAGAGAGAUGGAGAUGUACAGAAUAACAGAAGGACUGCAGAGAGAAAAACAGAGUUUGAUGAAACAGUUGGAUCUACUCAGAGAAAUGAAUAAACAUCUUAGAGAUGAGCGAGACAUUAGCUUUCUGAAACACAGUAAUUCUAUGAAAAAAUCAUCCCGGAAGCAAAGACUGAACACAGCUUCAAUAAAAUACACAGAGAGGAAACCAUCUGUCAAAAAAGAAGUUAACAAAGAGGAUGUAAUUCAGCGCUCUCAUAAGAAGGCCUCCUCUUUAGCAAAUGGCUAUUGCUCUCCCUUCACCACAGGAAAUGAGGAAAAAUGGGAGGUGGAUGGGAGAUCUGAGAAGGAAGCUGGUGACUUAGAAGGUGUAAAUGCCAGAGUGGAUGUGGAGGAUGCUCCACUGGAUGGAUGGCCUCUACGCAGAGUCAUAUCCAUCGAGGAGGAUCACCUACCUCACCUGUUGCAAGGAGACCCUCAUCCUCUUCUCCAUCAGCUGAGUGAGGAGGAAGAAGAGCGGGGUGGAGAGGAGAUAGGUCAGACUGAUCUAGAGAUGGGCUCCCUUUACCCCUCCAAUGCAUCCUUGGCUUCUGCUAACUCUCCACCACCAGUUAGGGUGAAGAAGCCCUCUAAGAAGAAAUGGAUCAGAGGGCAUAUGCCCUCUUCUGCACGGGGACAGCCUGUUGGCAAAGAGACCAUCCAACAGGGUCCUGCAGAGGGUGCAGCUGUGGCCCCUCAACGCCUUUUUAAGGUAAUUUUGGUUGGAAAUUCCAGUGUUGGCAAAACAGCAUUUCUGCGACGCUUCUGUGACGGACAGUUCUACUCUACCACAUCAGCCACUGUGGGCAUUGACUAUAGUGUGCGGACUUUAAAUUUGGGCGACAGCCACGUGGCUCUCCAGUUAUGGGACACUGCAGGCCAAGAGAGGUAUUGCAGCAUUACCAAGCAGUUUUUCCGCAAGGCAGAUGGCGUGGUGGUCAUCUAUGACAUCACAAUGGAGGAUAGUUUCAGAUCAGUCCGCCCCUGGCUGGCCAGCAUACAGGAAGUUGUAGGAGACCCUAUACCUGUCAUGCUCCUUGGCAACAAAUCGGACAAGGAAUAUGAUAGAGAGGUGCAGAUAAAAGAGGCAGAGAUGCUAGUUGAGGAAACACAUCUGAUGUUCUAUGAGUGCAGUGCUUAUACUGGAGCUAAUGUGAUGGAGGCCAUGAUACACCUGGCUCGGGUUUUGAGGGAACAGGAAGACAGAGUAUGGGUGAACACCAUCAGACUGGUGGAUCAGCCGUUAAAAAAGAAAAGCUGCUGCAAGUGACCACACACAUAUGCAUGUUGCACACACACCUCUGAAUCUAUGCA